Molecule: messenger RNA, 1851 nt
Organism: Cercospora beticola
Lineage: Eukaryota; Fungi; Ascomycota; Dothideomycetes; Mycosphaerellales; Mycosphaerellaceae
Source: RefSeq, a predicted model, not a curated record
AACAUCUCCAGCCACCAGCGACAAACAAACAGCUGAUGAGCGUCCCGCCUGCCACCUCGUCGCCCCUCUUCCACCUUCACCUCGCUGCCCGCGCGACGCCCAUGUAGCGGCGACAGCAUGUCGUACGACCGGAACAUACGCCGGACGACCACCACACGCAACUCUCGUGGUCGUCCGCUCUAUGCUCCACCUCCUCCGCCCCCCGGGAGCCACAAUCGCAAUCACUCCGUCCUCGGCUAUUGGGUGCCUCUAGUCACGAUUGGAACGAUCGCAGUCGGUGGUCUGGCAGCUUGGAUAUGGAGCGAGCGCAGCGACAACGACGAUGACCACUACCCGCACGACAAGCCGCAACGGCCACCCGGACCUGGAGGGCCGUAUCCUACACAGGGCGCACAGCCAUAUCCUGGUGGACCACAAGCGCAGCCUCCAGGUGCUGGAGCUCCAGGCUAUGUUCCACUGCAAGAACCGACUCAACCCCCUCCACCUGUGAGCGGAGAUGUCACAGGAGCCAGCUACGGCGGAGGAUCUGCCAGCGCCUACUACGAUGCGAGCUCAACCACGUCGCGGAAUGUCACAGAACGCAACGAUGCCACAUUUCUGGGAAGAGUGAUGCGUAGAACGCCUAGUCCGCAGCAGUUCUUCGACAAUGCUUCGAGGCAGGUCAUGGGCGGCAUGGCUGCUGCAGGAAAGGCGCUGGGCAGCAUCAUGGAGGUAGACAGCAGAGAUCACAGCGAGGAGAGGCGACGACUGGAUGAACGUGAGGGCUUCAGUGAUCAUGAAAGGUGGAGUGAAGAAGCCGAAGAUAGGCAGAGAAUCAAUACUGUCGAGAAGGGAGGCAAGAACAGCGGCACAAGAGACACCAAAGGCACAGCGAAGCGCACAGUUGCAAUUGUCGUCAGUGCAGAUGUGGACGACCAUGAUACUGCGCAUGAAGAUGCAUUCCGAACUGAGCACGGCUCCAUCCUUUCGCAUCUUCCAGAGGUCUUCAAGUCCGACAACACUGAUCUCUUCGUCCUGAUCUACGCUCCCAACCUCAAGAAUCUGCCUUCGACCAGCGCAUCAUCUGUCCUCGGAUCCUCAUACUCGAACAUCUCGACCCCAGCACAAACUCCUGGCAGCGAGCUGCAGUCCAUCUCACCCCGCAUCGACGCCACGCACCCAACUUUCGAUAACCUGCAACAGCAGGCUCAGGCUCUCGUUGAUCACCCAACAAAGAUCAUGCCAUUCUCUACUCCAGCCGGCUACGUCAGCAUCCUCCGACAUCUCGCUCCACAGAUCGUCUACAUUAGCGACACCCUCUCUGGCCGCGAAGGCGAGACAGUCGCUCAGCUCAAAGGCUGGGUCGGACACACUGUUCUCGUCGUCGGAGACGAAGGCCAUGGUGGUCUUGCUGAUACCGAGACGGAGACGGAGACUGAGGAUGAGAGAAAGAGGCAGAAGAAGAGCGAUAAGAGAUGGUGGGAACACUCGAGCAUUGUCGGCCUCGGAAAGGAGAUCGACGUUGUUGAUGCCAUGAGAGUUGGUGAUGACUGGGCGAGACGAGUUAAUGGACGAGAGUGAGCAUUGAACCGAGCACAGGAUAUGAGAACAUGCGAGGAAAAAUGGACCUGAAAGCGGAUAUGAGUGUGUAUAGUUUUGAUUUUUUUGCUCGCGUUUGACGAGGGCUGUUUCGAUAACCCGUUAUGAUGCUGAUGACUUUGAACUUAGUCGAGACCAAUACUUGUCUAGUCCCUGAUUUGCCUCUGUUCACCCUCCUUCUCCGCAGCCUGGCACGGGCUUCCUGCGAUGCAAAGUCCCCUGACAAGGGCUGCAGUUCUCAUGGGACCAUCUUGUUCGCGGCUUCAAUGCUCU